This is a messenger RNA of Paramormyrops kingsleyae, 3252 nucleotides long. RefSeq names its product GINS complex subunit 3 (gene gins3). The record is from RefSeq and is a predicted model, not a curated record. Lineage: Eukaryota; Metazoa; Chordata; Actinopteri; Osteoglossiformes; Mormyridae. Gene Ontology annotation, biological process: mitotic DNA replication initiation. Gene Ontology annotation, cellular component: GINS complex.
CAGCUACUGGGCAACAGAUUCGUAGGCCCCUCACGGCGAUCGGCAGCAGCUCGGCUUUCGAUUGAUGUUGUCUGAAAGGAGCGUAAACAGUGACGUCAGUUCGAAUUUGAGCGCUAAAGUGCAGCUUGUGCUCGCGCGAAGGUAGUCUGGAUCUGUUCUGUUGUUGAGUUUAGGCUGUGAGGAAGUUAUCGGUGCUGCUGAGCAUCUCGGUUUAACCUGCCCGGAACUCGCUGAGUUUUAAUGGAGAAGCAGUCAUAUAUGCCCGUACCACCCGGAGUGGGAAUGGAAGAGAACUUCUUGUCUUUGGACGACAUCUUGCUCUCUCACGAGAAGCUGCCCUGCACGACCGAGACCGCUUUUCCUCGGCUCGGUUUUUUGGAGAAGUCCAGCGAUGCGAGGGACAUCCCCGAGGGAGUGAAGAUGGAGAUGCCGCUAUGGCUCGUCAAAGGCCUGUACGAACAUAAGCGCCGCACGCUCUCUGUACAGCUGCCCAAGGUGUACAGGCAGGGCUGGCGCACCGUGUUCGGGGCUGACCCCACUGUGGUGGACCUGCACAAGAUGGGGCCCUAUUAUUAUGGCCUGGGCUCCCAGCUGCUACACUUUGACAGCCCUGAAAACACAGAGAUUGCCCAGACUGUUCUACAGACUUUCAUUGGACGCUUCCGUCGGACUAUGGACUCCUCUCAGAACGCCUACAAUGAGGACACGUCUUUGCUAGUGGAGCGUCUGGAUGGCCUGGAGAGAGCGCUCUUCCAGGCUGGGCAGAGCGGGCUUAAUGAUUUCCAGCGCUGGGAGAAGGGGCACUCGUCACACCUCACAGCCUCCAGCCUGGUUCUCAACUACCGCAAGAGAAAGAUCACGGAGGUGCAGGAGUGAGGAGCCAGGGAGCUGGACGGCCCCUUUGGUGGCGCCUCUAUCUUUUUUAGCCUUCUUUUGUGUUCACACUGCUGAGUCACUGGUUCCCCUUUUUCGGAUUCAUGCAGAGAGGUUAAUGAGCACAGUUUUGAUCUGAACGUGUGAUCCGAGCAGCGCACAAACAGGCCACCCGGUUGAGCCAAUGGGAAUGUGGAGCUGUGACCUGCCAGUGCUGCACAAAGACCCCCAACGUCAGACAAAACAAAAACAAAUAAAAUGUGACCCCUGGAUGGAGAGAGCGAACACAGAGUUGAUUGGUAGCAGUGGGGGUGCAGUGGACAACUUUUACCGUGGGCCCCUAAUCUCUGUGGACCUUUCUGUUUUUGAAUAAAAACUGUUUAUUUUCUGUUAAUGUUUUUGUUUUCUUUUUAGGGUUUUUUUUUUCUGGAAACCCAAGGUGUCUAUAGAACACCUGUAAAUAGUAACACAUAUAAAUAUUCUUUAAUAGCUUGUCACCACAGUGCUGUGGUGUGUCCAUUCCUCCUCUUGUCGGGUGCUGGCUGUCCUUGUCUCCCAAUUGCCAGAUGUAUUUUCAUGAACGUGUAUGUGAUCCUUGUUGUGUGUGGGUGUGGGUGAAGGUUGUGGGCUGAGCUCAGACCGGCCCACUUUGAAACCACGCGCGCACUGCAAGAGUAGGGCUACAGGCCUAUUCCAUGACUAAUUACCAGAGCAGAUGGUUACGUGUUAAGCGAAUGUAGCUUUAUGAAUUUUAAAAGCAUUUCUUAUCUCUACCUUGCUGUUAAAAUGACAUAACAGAUCAUGCAGGGGGGUACAGGCCUGCCUCACAUUAAUAGGCAAAUCAGAAUACAUUAGUUGUCAGGUUUGUGUUUGGAGCCUGAGGGUUUGUUAUAUGAAGUUCCAAUCCAGAUAUAUUUACAGUGUCAUAUGAACCUGGGUAAGACACCUGGGCCCAUCACACAUUGUCAUGUGUGUUUUUAUAAGAACUGUUUGAUAUUGGAGUCCUUGGAACUGUUUUGGAAAGACUGUCUAGCUGCAGCUCUUGUAACUGCUGGUUUAUGUCAUGUUUGUUUUGUGUGUUUUUACUUUGAGUUCUCGUUUCCAGUUUAUCCAUACAGGAAGCUGUAAGUGCACAGCCUUUAAAUCCAUAACGGAAUUGAUCUUGAUGAGCCCGGAAGGUGGCCGAAAUUUGACCCUCAGUGUUUGUUUCUGCUUGCGAUAGAGAUCGGUUAGACUUUGUGAAAGCCAACAAACAUUAAAUUCAGGGAAACACUGCUUGCUGACUGUUUGGCUUCAGUGCUAACUCAGGAAUGCUUGGUUUUUUUCCCCCCAGACUCUCAAUCUUGGUAUAAUAGUAACUGUUUAUAGAGGAAAGGCUGCUUUGUCGUAAACUUGAUGUGUCUGGGGCCCAUGUUGCCAUGUUAGGCCUGGCGGUGGGACUGGCAGGGGUAGCUGCUUGUUUGUGUCAGAGUGCUGCCUGCCUGCUCCUCGCGGCUGUGCUGCUGCUGCUGCUGCUGCUGAGAGGUGACAUUCAAGUUAGUGACAAGGAGGUGCGGCUGUCGUCAUGUGCAUGAGUCACUGUGCGAGGCCCUGGGAGUGAGCCUGCGUGGCACUGUGCCGAGUGCAGCCAGCCCUCCCCCCACACACCGAGGGGAGACGGAGCUCGGGACCAUCAUUUGACCUUGAGCACGCGGUUUGGCCUGGCUGCUGCCCGCCAAGUUACGUGUGUGACGUUCUGCGUGUGCUUAAGGUCCUGUUUACUAUGGGAGAGGUCCUGCUCUGCGUUAUCUAUCUGAGCCUGUGGGGAUGCUGUGGAGCUGGGCUGUACUGACCUGAGCUUUGAUGGAGGUGUCCGUUCAGCCAGUCAGCGAUGGUGUUGCUCUUGCAGAGCUCAAGGUGCAUCAGGUGGCUAUAAGCUGUUAACUUGUCUGAAACUUUGCCUGUCCUGACCAAUGUCGCUUAGGACAGAAGCAACAGGCGGGGUUCAUGGGAGGAGGAGGGGUCCACUGUGGUUGGUACAUGUGGCUGGUAUCUGCUCUUAAUAGGAUGUGAGUGUACAGGUCAGAUGAGGAAAGGUGCAUCUCAUAUAUUCUAGCGCCCUAAAUAUUGCCUGAGCUGUGGCUAAUUCCUGACAUCUGGGUGGUCCUCUUACCUAAUUUUCUUCAAGGCCGGCCAGAAGAUCCUGAGGAUUCUAGUUUGACAGACCCUGGAGUUGAUGGCACACAUUGUUCACUGGGGAGAAGGAAUCUGAAACAAAUGGUUUAUUUAAACAGCAGUCAGGUUCAGCAUGAUUAGUGUACAUGCGAUUAAUUAACAAGUGCUUUUGGGGAGGGGGGUGUCUGCUGUACUGUGUCAAUAAAGGGAAUACUUUAUUCUCAA